AUGUCCCACUUCUCUUUCCCCCCUACGGCGCAGUCUGCCCUCCCCGUUGCCAUUGCCUUAAUCCCGCUUUACAUUGUUGCAAGGAUUGUGUAUAGAUUGACAUGGCAUCCGUUGGCUAUUAUUCCUGGUCCAAAGCUAGCAGCUUCCACUUCGCUCUAUAGAGCGUACUACGAUGUUGUUUGUGAUGGCGAAUGGUCAGAGCACCUCCAUGUUCUACACGAGCGAUACGGGACCGUUGUUCGCGUCGGCCCUAAUGAGUUGCACUUCAGCGACCCGAACGCCUAUGCCGACAUAUACGGUACGGGCUCCACAUUUCCAAAGGACGAGAAGAUGUAUAGGUGUUUCGGUUCCUCCAAAUCCGUCUUUGGUCAGACCGAUUUCCAUCAGGCGCAGAAGCAUCGUGCUGCCCUGGGGCCACUGUUCUCUCGUCGGGCAACGCUAAGACUGGAACAAGAAAUACAGAAACACGUAGACCACCUCAUUUCCCAACUCCUGACAUAUCAAAAGGCAAGCAAAGCAGCCGACCUCCAUCUCGCCCUUCGCUCGGUAACAUUGGAUGUCGUCACAUCGUACUGCUUCGGCUCAUGUUUCAACGCGCUUGAUUACGCUGGUUUUGCCCAUCCUGUCGCCAUCUCUAUGGACGCAACGCUUCACCUUUGCUGGCUGUUCAAGCAUAUCCCCAUUCUGCGCACGCUUACCGACAAUUGUCCCCAAUGGAUUGGCCUGGCACUUAUGCCCGCAACCAAGGGAUAUUAUGAUCAGGCUAAUCAGCUUGGGGCUCAGAUUGAUGAAAUACUCGAAAACCCGCAAACCCUUACCAACUCAGAGCACGAAACCAUGUAUCACUAUUUCAUUGAGCAUCAGGGGCAGAAACAUGGCCUUCCAGGUGUUAAACGGGAAGAAAGCCAGCAAAUGACAACCCAAGAGAAAGCGCAGUUGAGGCUAUGGCUUCUGCAUGAGGGCCUUAAUCUGCGCUUCGCAGGGAGCGAGACGGUCGGCAACGCAUGUACCUUAGCAAGUUUCUACAUUCUUAAAGACCAAUUUGUCAAAAAAAGAUUGGUGGACGAGCUUGUCGGUGCGUGGCCAGACGUCGAUGAACCGAUGGGAUAUGAGGAACUGGAAAAAUUACCUUACCUGACCGCCGUUAUCAAAGAAGCAUUGCGUCUUUCUUGGGGAACUGUGACUCCAAUGCCACGAGUCGUCGGACCCGCAGGUGGUGUUGUCGCAGGUCUUUCCCUUCCGCCAGGGACAACAAUAGCUAUGGGAAAUACCAUCAUGCAUCGCAACCCGGAUAUCUUCCCGGAUCCCUUGCAGUUCAUUCCUGAGCGGUGGCUUCGACCUGAUUCGGCAGCGACGUUGGAUCGGUACCUUGUUGCAUUCUCUAAGGGCCCGAGGGCGUGUAUUGGCAUCAACCUUGCAUGGUGUGAGCUUUACCUUAUACUGGGAAAUAUGUUCCGCAAACUAGAACUCACAGACGACGGUCACUCCUCGUUGAAAGAUCUCGAGUUCAGGGAGUAUUUUAUCCCUCUAUAUCGGGGACAUCAUCUCCACGCCUACGUGGAGAAAAGAGAUCAGUAG
This is a messenger RNA of Psilocybe cubensis, 1578 nucleotides long. Its product is annotated as Cytochrome P450 monooxygenase. The record is from RefSeq and is a predicted model, not a curated record. Gene Ontology annotation, molecular function: oxidoreductase activity, acting on paired donors, with incorporation or reduction of molecular oxygen; heme binding; iron ion binding. Bases 1 to 1578 code for a protein of 525 amino acids. The transcript has 7 exons. Lineage: Eukaryota; Fungi; Basidiomycota; Agaricomycetes; Agaricales; Agrocybaceae.